Molecule: messenger RNA, 1701 nt
Organism: Desarmillaria tabescens
Lineage: Eukaryota; Fungi; Basidiomycota; Agaricomycetes; Agaricales; Physalacriaceae
Exons: 8
Source: RefSeq, a predicted model, not a curated record
AUCGAGAAUAGCCUAUUCCCUACCUCACCUCGGGAGCCAUGCAUUGCAGUAUCCAUCGACUUGCUCAGCCUCUACCAGUCCUUAUUAGAACAUUCCGGAAUGUUGAACUCUGCAUUUUGCUCGGCAUUGCAAGACUUUUAUGUGAGCCAUGGGUUCUGGAUGCUUGAUGUGAAGGGUGUCCCAAUGCAAGAGCCCUUUCGUCGUGGGUUCGGAUAUGCAACCAAGUGGUAUGGAUGUGUCAGACUCGCUUUGGAAGAUGAGAUUGAUUCCAUGCUCUCAAACUCCUGUGCCAAGAUCCCCGAUUCAUUUGCGACUCUGAAUAACAUACAGCCAUUGACACCAACUAUAAAUGUUGACAAUGGUUCAGUGUACAGCUCUCCAGCCCAUGGGAAAUGUCGAUGUCCUGCUUGUUUUUCUGGAACUCGCUUUGGACGGGGCUUUUCCGAAGGUGGUGAUGUCCAUGUUGCUGUUGACUGCAACUUCAAUCAGCAUCACCGAACAUCGGCAGGAGACUGCCCGCACUUCUAUGACCCCAGGUAUAUCCUCUCCAAGCAUGAGGUUGACGAAGCUGGAGUUCGUAUUGAAAUUGCAUGCAAUGCUGGCACCAAAAAGAAUUAUUCACCCAAGAUUCCAGACAUUGCUGUUGAUGAAGACAAGAAGUCAUUUGACGCUGCUGAUGAGAAGAAGGAGAAAACCCAUGGAGGACGUUAUGAUGACACAGGCUUAGCUGCGCUGGUGUGUCAUCAUGAUGUUCCUCUAUUCCUUGCCAAUGUGGAUACUCCUGGAGAGCAGCAGAAGUAUGCUGUUGCCCUCAUUGACAAACUUGCCUCUCAUCUGCCCGCAGCCGCUUCUAUUGCUGUAUUGUAUGAUAUUGGAUGUUAUGACAUCUUUCCACCAAUGUUAACUGAACGACUUGUCUUUGCAACCUCAGCGAUGCACUCAUAUGGGCACCAAUGGGCUUGUCAGCUAGUAUACAAUCCUAGGUUGAUGGAUGGUCUUGGGUUGACAGAUGGUGAAGGUGUAGAGCGCUUCUGGUCAUGCCUUCAGAAGCUCAUUGGUAUUACUCGAAGUUCUGCACAUCGACAACGAAUCUAUCUCCUUGAUCAUCAGGUGGCUUUUAUGGCAAAGUCUAUUCGUGAGGAUCUUGGAGGAUGGAUACAUCGGAAGGUCCAAGAAGGUGUAGAGAAAAAGGGUGCAAAGGCACAUGCUGACCUGGAAUCCUGUGGGAAGUCAGUCCCCUUCCUGCGGCAACAAUGGGCAGACCAACACCAGACACAGACAUCCAUACGCUUGCAUAAGUCAACUUGUUUAUUGGGGAAAGAGCUUGACGCUGUUCUAACAUCAUUACAGGCACAUGCUGACACUGUUGAGUCUGCCAUCCAGGCCACUCAGACUGCCCUGAAGUCUUUACCAAUGACUGUAUCUCAGCCAAAUUUCAAUUUAUCGCAACUCUCCUACAUCCAUCAACAGCUUUGCAAUCAGAUCGACCAGCUCUAUGCAUCUCUGAAUGUCGGCCAGUCCUUCCCCGAGUUAGCAUCCCUCAACAUCACAUUUGUACAAACGUUACUUCUCGUGUGUGACCUCAAGAUGAAUAUCUGCAAAAGGGCAAUCGCAACCUUCUUUGAAUGGGACUGGCUGGACCAGGCAACUGGUGGAUGUGAACAGGCACUUGGAACAAAGCUUCACCAACAAACACGAUGA